AUUACAACUAGAUUUGACGGAAAACGGGUCUGAAGCAGAUUGUGUAGCCAGAAUGCACCAAGCUCGCCACAGGAACAGCUCUGUGGUUCAAUCGCUAGAGUUGCGGCAUGCCAAAGUUCUUGGACCGCUGACAAUAAUUAAAUAAAGAUCCGUGCUAAGGCACACAUCCCCAGGAUGCCGCAGUGAGACAUAUAAGAAUAUUCUUGGCACGCUCUCAUGAAGGAGGGAGCGGAACUGGCGAUAGUGACUGGAGCUAACGCUGGCAUUGGGAAGGAAGUGACAGCUGGGCUGAUGGAGAGUGGCUGCCAUGUGAUCAUGGCCUGCAGGAGACUAGACCGCUGCGAGGAAGCCAGGGAGGAGCUGGGGCAGAGGCAGCUGCCAGGCAGCUGCGAGUGCAGCCGCUUGGACUUGGGCGACUUUGCCAGCGUCAGACAGUUUGCUGCAGCCACCCGGCAGCGCGUGCAGCAUGACAGGCAUCCCAUUGACAUCCUCAUCAACAAUGCAGGUGUCAUUGGGGUGCCACCAGUAAAGGGAGUGGACCAGCAGCUGCGGAUAAAUCACCUUGGGCCGUUCCUGCUGACUAGGCUGCUGACGCCAGCCCUGGCGCCCAAAGCCCGCAUAGUCAAUGUGGCCAGCAGGGCGCACAAGCAGGGCUCCCUGCAAAUAAAGAACGGCAAGAUCCAAGGGACGCCCUCCCACUGGUACUUGCAGUAUGCGCGCUCGAAGCUGUGUAACGUGCUGCACGUGCUAGAGUUGCAGCGGCGAUUCAUGGCGGAGGGAACGCGCGUCACGGCGCAUGCAGUCAGCCCUGGCCGAGUGUACACAAAUAUCUUUGACAACCUGCCGCCUCUGGCUCGCACACUGCUCAAGCCGCUGGCUUCUGUGCUCUUCCAGACCCCGAAACAGGGAGCAUCAACCGUGCUCUACGCAGCGAGAGCACCGGAGCUUGAAGGGAGGAGCGUGCUGUAUCUGCACAACAUGCGGGAGGCCAGGGCGUCUGAAUUGGCGCAGGAUCCAGAUCUGGCGCGCAGCUUGUGGGAUGCCAGCUCAGCAGCUGUGGGGUGGGGACCUGAAGAUGAGGGACCAUGAUUCUACCAGGGGAGUUAAAUAGCAGACUACUGUUACUGUACCAUUAGACGGAAAAUACUGUUCAGGACAGGAACGAAUUUUACCAGGUGGCUGCAACAUGUGGCUUUGGAGGUGGGCUGCAUGUGAGAUACGUCUUUCCUAAUCCUGCAGCUGCAGCGCAUGCAUGGUGCAAGCUAUCUAUCUGCCACGGCUGGCUAGCAACUGCAGCAGCUGCAGACAUGUCGGCAGAGUGCGCGUAAGGCAGGGUGACCGGAAGUGGCCUUGAAAACCUCAAAUGUCACAGGCUAGAGGAGGAGAUUGCCGGCUACAGUUGCAAGAAGAAAAGCAUGCACCGCCACUGUUCACAUUCCACAAAUGCUGCUGCUGCGCAUGCUUGUACUGUACAAGUCGUAGAAUGCAUGUCUUGUAUCCUAGAUCGGUGUGUUCACAUGUGCAGCCAGUUUGUACAACCUGUUCCUCUGACUGUCUGAAAAGUCUACCACCCUGCUUACAGACCACAUAUACGGUGUAUAUGGCACUAAGCCACGUGGACGACAGUCAGCCUCCGUAGUGAGACAAGUGCCCCAGUUGAGCAUGCAGCCGCACAUGCAGUGCGUACCGAAGUAAUUUGAGAGAUGGCAGUCUCUCUGGUUCAACGUUUUUGCAAGCUUCAGUCAGGAUUGUCAGGGAUGUGUAGCUGUACGCGUCUAAGAGCCUGCCAUGGUUUCCAGGGCUUCCUUACGCGCAUUGGAUUUGACCCACUGCACUCCCUGCAAUCAGUCAAAAUCCAGA
This is a messenger RNA of Coccomyxa subellipsoidea C-169, 1860 nucleotides long. RefSeq names its product NAD(P)-binding protein. The record is from RefSeq and is a predicted model, not a curated record. The coding region runs from base 217 to 1089 and encodes 290 amino acids. Lineage: Eukaryota; Viridiplantae; Chlorophyta; Trebouxiophyceae; Coccomyxaceae. The transcript has 6 exons.